Molecule: messenger RNA, 876 nt
Organism: Penicillium vulpinum
Lineage: Eukaryota; Fungi; Ascomycota; Eurotiomycetes; Eurotiales; Aspergillaceae
Exons: 2
Coding region: 1-876 (291 amino acids)
Biological process (GO): ubiquinone biosynthetic process
Cellular component (GO): mitochondrial inner membrane
Molecular function (GO): lipid binding
Source: RefSeq, a predicted model, not a curated record
AUGGCCUAUCUUGCCCGCACUCUCCCAAAAAGGGUCUUUGCCCCUUCUCUGACCCAAUCAAUCCACCAAACACGAGCAAUCAGCACAGCAACCCUCCAAUCUACACCAACCCGCACAACGCAACACACACCAACAAACCAACCCCGACACCCCCUCCCCCACCGAAGCUACCACUCAGCCCUCCAUGCUAGGCUCCCAGACCACUCCUACACAAACUCCCAAACAGCAAUCCUCACCUCUGCGCUAGCCCACGUCCCCACGCACGGCUUCUCCGCCACAGCCCUGACCCUCGGCGCUCGCGACGCCGGCUUCCUCGACGUCUCGGUACAGCUGCUCCCGCGUGGCGAAUUCGACCUUAUCCUGUUCUGGCUUGCUAGUCGACGAGGUCUGCUACGCGGUGAAGUCGAGGGGGGCGAGUUAUUCCGGCGCAUUGCGGCGGAGAAGGGGAAGGAUGUUCAUGAGCUUGGUGUUGAGGAGAGAGUGAGGGGACUUCUUUUGGAGAGGUUGAGGAUGAAUGCGGAGGUUAAGGAUGUUUGGCAGGAUGCUCUUGCUCAAAUGUCCCUUCUUGCGAAUAUCCCCCUCUCUCUUACAGAACUGCAUGCCCUCGCUUCGGAUAUUCUUACUCUUUCUGGUGAUGACUCUGUUGAUGCGACUUGGUACACGCGCCGUCUCGCAGUGUCAGCUAUCUAUGCCAGUGCGGAGGUUGUUAUGACCCGUGACCCGACGCCGGACCUGGCGGACACGGCGGCGUUUGUGGAGCGCCGCUUUGAGGACCGGAAGGCGCUUGCGGAUAAGAUCACUGGCAUUGGACAGUGUGCUGGGUUUGGGUGGAAUACUGCCAUUGGGCUGGGACGAAGCUGGGGGUUGAAGAUUUGA